CACACACAAACCGGUUUGGCAGUACAGUGGUAGGUAAUUUCCUGAUUUACAUUCUUAACUCUCAUUUCCUGUAAGAGGCGCGAGCAGGAAGCAGCUCCUCCGCGCGCGCCGUACAGGUGACACCGACACACCUGAGACAGCAGUGUGGAGAACUGGAAGAGAGUAACCCCUGUGCGAUGGCGUCGUGUUCAGAAACACCCUGUCCUCAUCUCAGCCUUCCGGUCGAGAUGGACGAGUUGAUGACAUCAUCGUCUCUGAACUUGGCCUGGCCGGCGUGUCAGAAGUGUUCGGCGCGUGGUGAUGACAGCGUGGUUAAUGACGAGCGACGGGUCGAAUGCCCAGAUGCCUGUUUGAGAGGUCAUGCUUUGGGGUUAAAGGUCAACGGGCCUGCACUUCCUGUAGCCACGCCCACCGAGCUGGGUGCAUCACGCAUACACUAUCUCCAGCGUGCACUGGGAGGUGCGGUCCGGCUCCCCCGGCUCCCCCUAGAGAACGUCUCAGAGAUGUUCCCUGAAGCAGGUUCCGGAGUGGAACACCAGCGGAACGUUCCGAGCGAGGAUGAGGAGAGUCUGGAGCAGCCUCUUCCUCUCCGCUCCGACGUGGGAGAGAGUGAGCACCGGAUCGUUCGACCUGGACUGACACGUUCACCUGUCUAUGCUGUAGAUCCUCAAUGCCCCAGAUGUCCACCUCCACCUGUAAACGUGCCAAUGCCACACAUGCGUGAACCCCAGAUGCACAUGCAAGCCAGGCCGAUGCACCUCAGACCUGCGGUUCCCAUGGCAACGCCCCAGGCCACCACCGGUGCAAGAGACACACCUGAAGUGAUGACGGAGAUGUGCGUUCUUCCCUCUCAGCCAAUCAGGACGGGCCGUGCACAGGCACAGGAAGUGAGGCGCACCAUCAGUCUCCCCGACGACUGCCGAACCGUUUUCGUCACGUAUUCGGUGGACGUGGCGGAGGAGAUCUUUCCGUUUGUGACGUUUUUGAUAAAUCAAGGCUUCAGACCUGCUAUCGAUAUUUUCGAUAACGCCGUGCGGCAGAUGGACAUGAACAAGUGGAUGGACAGCUACUUAAAAGACAAAUCGGUUCUGAUCAUCAUGGUCAUCAGUCCGAAAUACAAGAUUGACAUCGAGGGCGACGGAUCGGACCAACACGGCCUGCACACCAAAUACAUACACAGUCAGCUGCAGAACGAGUUUAUCCAGCAGCGCUGUCUGAAUUUCAGACUCGUCCCUGUUCUCUUCCCCAACGCUAACCAGAGUCAUGUCCCGUUGUGGUUACAGAGCACGCGUGUGUUUCGGUGGCCUCACGAUGCUCAGGAUCUGCUGCUGCGUUUACUGAGAGAGGAGAGAUACAUCGCUCCCCCGCUUGGCCGUGACCUCACACUCAGCAUCAGACCACUCUGAUACACACACACACACACACACACUCAUUACCAUUAGAAAAUUCUCUAUAUAUAAGGUGA
Messenger RNA from Ictalurus furcatus (blue catfish), 1465 nucleotides. RefSeq names its product TRAF3 interacting protein 2a (gene traf3ip2a). The record is from RefSeq and is a predicted model, not a curated record. Lineage: Eukaryota; Metazoa; Chordata; Actinopteri; Siluriformes; Ictaluridae. Gene Ontology annotation, biological process: humoral immune response; positive regulation of canonical NF-kappaB signal transduction. The coding region runs from base 177 to 1406 and encodes 409 amino acids. The transcript is spliced from 10 exons.